This is a messenger RNA of Aspergillus chevalieri, 546 nucleotides long. Its product is annotated as YbhB/YbcL family Raf kinase inhibitor-like protein. Gene Ontology annotation, biological process: regulation of Ras protein signal transduction; regulation of proteolysis. The transcript is spliced from 2 exons. Bases 1 to 546 code for a protein of 181 amino acids. Gene Ontology annotation, molecular function: phospholipid binding; peptidase inhibitor activity. The record is from RefSeq and is a predicted model, not a curated record. NCBI's taxonomy places the organism in Eukaryota, Fungi, Ascomycota, Eurotiomycetes, Eurotiales, Aspergillaceae.
AUGCGAGUUUGCGAAAGCGCCGACUCAGCCCUCUCCCUCUGCUCGCGGGACCCCUCCAAAGUCCUAGGAGUGACAGUCGGCUCCCACAACGUCACUCCCGGCCAGUUCAUCCCACGAGGAGAAGCCCAAUCCAUCCCCGAAAUCACCUUCACCAACACCACCGCCAACAAAACCUACCUCCUUGUCAGUAUCGACCUCGACGGCCCCUUCCCCUCCUUCUCCAUCCUAAGCCCCAUCCUGCACUGGAUCCAGCCCUCCCUCCAUCCCACCCCAUCCAAUGACGGCACCACCACGACCUUGAACGCGAAUGUGCCCUUCAUCGCGAACUGGAUCGGCCCGGAGCCCCCGCCGGGAAGUGGCCCGCACCGCUAUGUGUUUUUGCUGUAUGAGCAGCCGGAGGGGUUUGAGGGUGCUGCCGGAAAGUAUAGGCCCCAGGGGGGAAAGGAGAUGGGGAUUUGGGGAAGGGUGAGGUUUGAUUUGGAUGGGUUUGAGAGGGAGGUUGGGCUCGAGAAGGCUGUUGCGGCAAAUUAUUUUUUUAGUAACUGA